This is a messenger RNA of Trifolium pratense (red clover), 996 nucleotides long. RefSeq lists its product as uncharacterized. The transcript has 2 exons. The coding region runs from base 309 to 764 and encodes 151 amino acids. Lineage: Eukaryota; Viridiplantae; Streptophyta; Magnoliopsida; Fabales; Fabaceae. The record is from RefSeq and is a predicted model, not a curated record.
AUUUGUUCAUUCAUUGGCUGACACAUUUAUUGUUAAGCACAUUUUGCAAUUACAUUUUGGGCUGUUGUUUUUCUGCCACUGUUUUUGUUAUUUGAAGUUAAUUAAGAUUUUAGUCGUAAUUUAUGAAAAUUUUAGUAUAAAUGUAUAAGUGGAUGAUGAUGCUUUGCAAUUGUUUGAUAUAAUGCCCCAAAGAAACUGUGUUGGGUAUCUACAGAAUCAUGUGGUUGGUGAUGCCAACCAACUGUUUGACAUAAUGCCUCAAAGGUUUACAAUAUAUGUGUUACUGAUUUUUUGUGACAAAAAGCCAAAUGGCACAUUCAAUGAGCUUGAUCUCUGUAGGCCUCGGAUUCGGCCAAAUUCCUAAAACUAAAGUCGGUGUGUGUGGAAGGUUUAAUCCAAGAUCUACAGCACGGCUUCGAAUUCGGGCUGUGCAAGAAAAUGGUGGACAACGGAGACUAAUAGACAUUAUUAGACUCGUGCCUGACCUCUCAAAGAAUUACUUUCGAAGACCUUCUCGCAGGACUUUGUUUGGUGGAAUCUCCUUGUUGGGUGGAUUUUAUGUUGCGCAAACAAUUUCACUGUCUUUUGGAGCUCUAGGAGUCAAUGAUGUUAUUGCUGCAGUGGUGUGUGUUCUUCUUACUGAGUAUGUGACUAAGUUCUAUUACAGCCGGCCAAAAGUUACUUUCCCUGUUGCUCUUCUCAACAACUUUAAAAUGGGCUUCACCUACGGACUUUUCAUUGAUGCCUUUAAGCUUGCCAGUUAAUCCUCUUAAUAUCUAUGUGCAACUUUUCAAGAUUCCUUCCCUCCAAAAUUGGUUUGGUUGUGUUUGAACGCCAAGCUUGUACAUGCUAAAAUUGUUAAUCCAUAUUUGGUCUUGUUGUACUUCACCACCAAGCUUGUACAUGUUAGAAAUGGCUCUAGAACUAUCAUCUGAUUUGUUGUAUAUCAGCUGGAAUGCUUGCAGUUUAUAAAUCAUAUCAAUUAUUUUUCCUUUA